CAGCCAAUCGGAAAGUGCGCGAAGUGAGGGUGUUUGGUAUGCCCUGGGACGGGGCAGCUUGUUCGCAGUAAUUCAAGUUUUUGACCGUGUAACAAUAUUGUCGAGCCAUUGUCAUUUGUUAGAAACGAGAUAUAAUUCGCUUUCCCGUCGUACGCGAGAUCACGUCGGUUUUCAGCUAACUGCGUGUUAGAAUGGCCGCUGUUUUCGAUAUCGAGUUGCACGAUGCGGACACGGAAAACAGGGACGAGUCCGACGAUUAUCUUAUCGAGAUCGGCGAGGAAGAGUACGAUGUGAAUCCGAACGUGAACGAGAUCGCCAAGUCGGAAGGUGGCGAGGCGGUACCCAUAUCGGAACAGAAUGUUAAUCGGGGACGAGAAAGGGUCGGCCCUCAAGAUUUCGAACUUUGCAAAGUUAUCGGGAAGGGUGGUUAUGGCAAGGUCUUUCAAGUGCGUAAAAUAACGGGUAAUGACAGCGGCACGAUCUUCGCAAUGAAGGUCUUACGCAAAGCUUCAAUUAUAAGGAAUCAAAAAGAUACAGCUCAUACUAAGGCUGAAAGAAAUAUCUUGGAAGCUGUAAAGCAUCCUUUCAUCGUAGACCUAAUGUAUGCUUUUCAAACUGGUGGCAAAUUAUAUUUGAUCUUGGAAUAUAUGUGUGGUGGUGAAUUGUUUCGACAUUUGAAUGCAGAAGGAAUUUUCCUUGAAGAAACUGCUUGUUUUUACAUAUCGGAAAUAAUAUUGGCUUUACAACAUCUCCAUUUACAAGGAAUUAUUUAUAGAGACUUGAAACCAGAAAACAUCUUGUUAGAUGCUGAUGGUCAUAUAAAACUAACUGAUUUUGGUUUGUGUAAAGAACACAUUCAAGAUGGUACUGUUACACAUACAUUCUGUGGUACUAUAGAAUAUAUGGCUCCAGAAAUUCUAACACGAACCGGUCAUGGUAAAGCUGUGGAUUGGUGGAGUCUUGGAACCUUAAUGUAUGAUAUGCUUACAGGUUCUCCACCAUUUACAUCUGAUAAUAGAAAGAAAACUGUUGCCAAAAUUAUACAUGGUAGGCUAAAUCUUCCACAGUAUUUGACACCUGAUUCCAGGAACCUCAUCCAGAAAUUAUUAAAGAGGAAUGUCGCGCAAAGACUAGGCUCUGGUCCAUCGGACGCAGAACAAGUAAAGAGUCACCAAUUUUUUAAGCAUAUUAAUUGGAAUGAUGUUAUCUCUCGAAAAUUAGAACCGCCUUUUAAACCAAUGUUAGCAAGCGACGAUGAUGUGUCACAAUUUGAUAAAAAAUUCACAACGUCCGCGCCAAUAGACUCUCCUGCGGAAUAUACGUUAAGUGAAUCUGCAAACAGAGUAUUUCAAGGUUUCACGUAUGUGGCGCCUAGUAUACUAGAGGAUAUGUAUUCACAGCCACGAGUAAUAAAUGCUAGAAGUCCACGUAGGAGCUAUAUACGUGGUUUCUCACCGCGAUCGACACACUUUAGUUUACACAAUACACAUUUACAGAAUCAUAGAAACGAUGGAGUUGGACAUGGCAACAUCGAGGAUACAGAAAUGAUCGAAAUAGGCUAACUGCCACUUCUUACAUAGCGGAAAAUGCUUAGCAUUUCGGCCUAACUGCUGAAUAUCCAUGACCAAUCCUUGGGUCUCAGGGAGGGAUUUUAUAAAGAUAUAGAUGGAGUAGCAAAAGGAUAGAUCCAAUAUCCAGUACUUCAUUGGAUGUUCAGCAGUUAAAUUUAGCUAAUUUUCUUUUUUAAUUAAAUCUAAUUAUAUUAAAGGUACUAAUUAAGAUUAUGCUUUAAGAGAACAGCGACGCAGCAGUUAUUCGGUAGCACACAAUAAGAGUAUGUAUGUGUAAUGUGUAUGUGUACACGCGUAUAUAUAUAUGCGCGUGUAAACAAACAUGCCACAUAUACGUGAGUGAAAUAUUUGGAUGAUAUACCGGAAAGGAAAGAUUUUAUUUACUUAUUUGUUGUCGGUUCCGAUGUACUGAACGUUCUACCAAGACCUAUUAUUCUCAUACAUUAUUGUCACAAUAUUGCACACGUUUCAUUAACCUGUUAAUAUGUAAUGACUUACUGUGUUUUGUACAUAAAAUCUGCAGGUUGGUUGGAUAUUCAUAUAUAGAUACAAACGUCAUUUAUGCUAAGUGCAACAGACUGAAAAAUUCCAGCACUUUUAGAAACUCAUAAAUUAUACUGUUAAUACAAGUUUGAGGUUCAACCAUCCUGUCACACUUGUAUAUUUAAAAAUCUGUACACGGCGUAUGCAGUUUUACCGCGGUGUACGUAGUGCUUAAAUGUGAUUUAUUAAAAAAAAAAUGGACAAAAGACAAAUAGACUUAAUGGAAAAGACUCACAGCUGCCACAACCGCUCCGCCGCUCAAAAUUCCAUAUCCGGUCAUUCGUUUGAAAAAAAAGAAUAUAUAUAUAUAUUUUCAGCAGUAAUAACGUUUCCAUGGCAAUAAGGUAAACAAUAACGCGUUUACGCGAUAGUCAUAGACAGUAUUUAUGUAAUACUGCAACGGAAUUGCAUUUGUACAAUUGAAAGUUCCUAAGAAGUGAGAGUUUAAUUGCAACGUACUUCGAUCUGCAAGUAUAAAAAUAUUUUUCGUAGAAGUACUCGUUCAUCGAUAUGUGUAAAAGACACCUUUUGUUAACCAUUUAUGCCUUUUAAGGAAAAAAAAGAAAUAAAUUUCUAUCGUGGUUUCUGUCUAAUAAACGAAAGAUUUAGCGUGAAAACAAGUUACCAUGGUAACAAUGUUACUGCGAAACGUUCACUUCCGCUAAUACGAAUAUACAUUUUACAUUAACGCUCGUUUUCACACGCUGUUCGGUGUGUCAUUAUAUUAUCACGAUUUAUUUAAAUAAUAUCUAUUCGUUACGUAUAUUUGUACAUUAUUAAACACUAAUACAUGUAUUGGUUUUUGACGUACACACGAUAUAGUAAAGAUAAAAUAGUGUAAAGGUUAAGCGUUUAGAGUGACUGUUAGCCGCUCACCGGAAAACUCUAAACUACCCAAGUGUUCACAAGCCAUCCUAGCCGGCGUUACAAUUUUAACUAUUUACAGCGAAUACCAUGGUCGAAAUGUUGAAAUCGGUGAAUAGAAUUUUCUCUUACGAGUAUCCAGUGUCUAUUGAAAGUUCUUUCUGCUGCGAAUUUGAUGUAUUACAUUUCGACUAUGCAUAAACAAAAAAACAAAAGUGUACGAUAUACGUAUAUGAUUAUACUAUUUGCAAUAGUAUUGUACCAUAAUGAAGUGUGUACUGGGAGAGGAUUAUUUAUAUAAAGCACAUUUUCUUGUAUUUAUCGAAACAUGUAUUUUCGAUGUUGAAACGAGAAUCUGUCUACAGAGUCGUUCGAAUACUUUGUCGUAUUUAACGUUCAGGGAAAUUGCAGUAGUAGGAUAUCAGGACUUGCCAUGUAAACGAUGUUAAUCUUUAUUUUGUUACAUCGUUGUAUCAGACUUAGAAGAAAUGAAAUUAGCAUUUAAUUAAAAAACUAUGAAAACGAUAAUUACGUAAAUACCGUUACAGUGUAUCACCAUAUCUAUUUAACGUACUAUAAUUUUUUUAUUCGUUUUUGAUAACUAACAUUGUACAAGUUCUGCAUCGUUUUGAAACGUAUUACUAUUUACGAGGAACUUCAUCGUUCAUAUAAAUAAUGAACUUUGUAGGUAGAUUCUGCUAACGUGCUUUGCAAUCAACCUAGGUGCUGUUAUUCAUUAAUUUGACUCGAUUCUAAACGGCCUGAAUACCAUCAAAUGAUUUCUUAUAUCUUAAAAAAAAGUCGUACCGCAGCACGUUGUAUUCUAUUUAGGUGUACAUUAUGUUCUCUCGUAGCGUUUGAAAAGAAACAUACAAACGAAUUUAGCGAAAAUAAAGAUUUAUUUUUCACGUUUUUCUUUUCGAUUGUAUAGUAUAGAAAGAAGCGUUUAUGGUUACCCGUGGCACAAGAUAUGUUAGUUAAGUGCUUAAAUAAUACAUAUUAUCGAACGAUGUGUAAACGAAAUUAGCCAUUGGCCAGAAAUGAUAAAUGGUUUAAUGCUUCCAAUUAAAAGAAAUAUUGAUUCCUCAAUUGAUUUUUCUGCUAUUAUGGUUUGUAUCCUUUAAAUCGUAUUUACAAAUAAAUAUAAUAAUUUAUGACGUA
Hylaeus volcanicus is the source of this 4139-nucleotide messenger RNA. RefSeq names its product ribosomal protein S6 kinase beta-1-like. Gene Ontology annotation, biological process: protein phosphorylation; signal transduction. Gene Ontology annotation, molecular function: ATP binding; protein serine/threonine kinase activity. The transcript is spliced from 12 exons. NCBI's taxonomy places the organism in Eukaryota, Metazoa, Arthropoda, Insecta, Hymenoptera, Colletidae. The record is from RefSeq and is a predicted model, not a curated record. Bases 192 to 1562 code for a protein of 456 amino acids.